Messenger RNA from Metarhizium brunneum ARSEF 3297, 1644 nucleotides. The record is from RefSeq and is a predicted model, not a curated record. NCBI's taxonomy places the organism in Eukaryota, Fungi, Ascomycota, Sordariomycetes, Hypocreales, Clavicipitaceae.
AUGCAAGCGACGCAAAAGGGACCCAAGGCCUGCACCACCUGUGCCAAAGCAAAGGCCAGAUGCAUACCCAGAGCCGAUGGCGGGGAGAAGUGCGAGAGGCUCAAGAAAGAUUGCUUCUCCCGCCCGCCUGCCCCGCCGCGGGUCAAGAAGCGACCCAAGAGAUCGAGGGUCGCUGAGCUCGAAAAGAGGCUCAAUGAGUUGUCGUCUCAGUUUGAGGGCGCCCAGCCUGCCUCUGGCCAGAGUGUCUCGGCUGCGUCGCCGCCACAGCAGUUCACCAAGGCUUCUGACAAGACCGACAUGUACUCGUUUGAACACCUCUUCCCGUCUCCCAGCCCUACCGGGGACGACGGCUACGAGGCCACGGCAUGGAGCCCCGAGGUCAUGAAGGAGUUUGAUUCACCUUGGCCGCUGCCCGCUGAGAGCGAGAUGCUUCUCAUGGUCUACCGCGAGAUGUUUGCUGAAUAUUUCCCAUUUGUUCUCAUCCCGCGGGAGCUGUCGUCGGCGGACCUUCGUCUGCAGCGUCCAUUCUUGUGGAAGGCUGUCAUGGUGAGCGCCACCAUUUUCGAUGCCACCAGACAGGUGAAGCUCGGGGAGGAGCUUCUGGCGGAUAUUGGCAAGGCAUCUAUCGUCGACGGGACAAGAAGUCUCGAUAUGCUUCAAGCUGUUGAGCUGUUGAUUGGAUGGUCCAUGUGUGUCAACUUGACUGCCAUGUCAUACGGCUCUCAGGGCGAGGAUGCCAAGUAUGGUCCUUUAGAUCACCUCAGGGCGUACGCCGGUGCUUACUAUCUCAAUACCAUCAUCUUCACCACCAAUAAGAAAACCGAUGUGCUCAUGAGCACUACACAACUCGACCACUGCUGCAAGGUCAUCGAGAACUCGAUGGAGUACCCCUCUGACGAGUAUCUCAUCAAGCUGGUCAAGAUCCAGCAACUUGCACAGACCAUUUCAAUCACCGUGUCUUCUGACGGCAUGGCUCCCAUGUCUUUGCCUCUUGUCAUGGUGGUGCAGUCAUUCCAGGACCAAUUGGACACUUUUAGAGCCUCUCUUUCUCCACGUCUUGCACAAAAUCCAACCCUCCUUUGCCAUAUUCACGUCGCCGAAAUUCUCCUCAAAGACAUGGCCAUCUCCGAUCAGCGCUGCAGCCCCGAUAAUAUGCAGGUCUCUGACCGCCUUCAACUUCUUUGGUCUUGCGUUAAGUCUCUCAGCGACUUCUUCGAAAUCCGAUUCGCUGAGCCCGAGAUCGAGAGGCCGCGUUUCUUGUGUAUCAUUGCCUCCGACUUGGCUUACACGCUCAUUACGGGCAUCAAGCUUUUGACCCUGCAAUUGCCUGGGUGGGAUGUGGCGAGCAUCACCAAGGAGCUGGAUAUGGUGGUUAUUUUUGGCAAGCAAAUCGACCAUCUGAUGGAGAUUAUGGCCAAGCGAAAAAGCGGUCUUUUGUCGCCAGACCGCUGCGGAAUCGAGGACCCUCUGGAACGCCUUGUACGGUUAAUGAGAACGGCGCAAGAGCUUGUGAGCAUGCACGUAAAUGGCGGGUCACCUCUACAGAUGGUUGACGACAUGGGAGCCGUUGCAUGGCGAGACAUAAUGAACGAGGCACCCUGGGGCAUGGAGGACAGCCAGGGACUCAUUGACUUGGCUUCAUGA